This is a messenger RNA of Cutaneotrichosporon oleaginosum, 681 nucleotides long. RefSeq lists its product as uncharacterized. The record is from RefSeq and is a predicted model, not a curated record. Lineage: Eukaryota; Fungi; Basidiomycota; Tremellomycetes; Trichosporonales; Trichosporonaceae.
AUGACUUCUCGCUCUGCCCUCGUCGUUUUAGCCAUAGUAUGGUUUCUUGGCCCCCUUUGCCCCUCCGGUCUCCUCUUUGCCUCGGGCUUCGUCCGCAACACCGCCACCAUCACCAACCCCACCGCUCAGCAAGUGGGCUGGAUCACCCUCCUGAUCUUGGGCAUCGCCGCCCUCGGGCUCCCCUUCUACUUUUCCUACCACCGUUUCAACCACAUCUGGGAAGCGUCGCCGCAUGUCCGUGGUGGGGCCUGCUACAGGUUCAUUUUGGCAUCCAUUUCCGUCGUCCUCCUCACGGGCACGAGCGCGCUCGGGUUCUUUUCGGGCUUCUGGUUCGCGGCGCCUCGCGACGAGCACGCCCUGUGGCGCACCCGCUGGAUCAUCACCCUGUCCUUCGCCCUCGCCCUCUAUGUCGCCGCCCUUAGUUUCGACAUCUACAUCAUGUACCGGCAGGACAGCGAGACGGUCGACGGCGAAAGGCUGCCGUGGGACAUUUUUACCACAGCCACCCUGCCAACCCAUCGUCAGGCAGAGGUGGCGGCGAACAACGGCCGCACCUUCUACUACCCCACGAUUAACCAUACCACACACGACAACGCUCAUGCUGCUGACUUCAACCUGGCGGGAUACUACGACCAGGCCGCGCAUAUGAACAUGGGGUAUGGGGGACGCUAUCGUAUGUGA